GUACUAACUAAAUUUAGGCCGCCCCGCCGCCACUUAACGCGUAAAACGCGCCAGCCACCGCGUUUUGUGCCUAGCCGAACCUCAGCGUACGCGACGGUUGCUCGGCCAUAGAUGGCUUCUGUUAAACGGACCCGCCAUUGCUCCUAUCACGACCUAACAGAAUGUAGCAGAUCUUGAGGUUGGAUUAAACCUCUCCACCAAGCAUCCAGCAAAUCUCAGCUUUGUUAAUUGCCUUUUUCUACCAUCACUUCGAGUUCUUGCAUUACUGGAAAGUACUCGGUCUUUGAGCUAUCCCCAUCCAUCCAUUUAUCUCCUCGAGGUCUCACUUGCGGCUACCCCAGUUUAUUCUGCACAAGUUACGUCUUUGGCCUCGAGGGCCCGGAUCUCAAGCAAUAGCAAUCCCAUAUGCAAGAUGCCGCCUCGCACCCAGGUCAAAGUUGAGCUGGACGAGAGCGACCUUUCGUCCUCAAAAAGCCUGUCACCAUCUGUUGCCCAUCAAAGUCAGAUGGCUCCUCCAGCGACGCCAUCUGCAAAUGGCACUUUCAAUCGCUCGCAUGCUCCUAGCGCCGAUACUCGUGCCUUACGUCCUCAGAACCAGUUCAGAGGCGGCGACGACGUCCAUUCUGAGACCACCCAUGAUACUCCUCAGCUUAUGGAGCUAAGGACUCGCUAUCAGAGUGUUCAAAAUGGUGCUGCGCGGCGAAGUACGCCAUCCUCACAAAAUGGGGAUCAUGUCAUGCAGCAGAGCUUCACUCACCAGUCCUUCACGGAUAUUGCCUCGAAACUGAAGGAUUGCAAUGACACAUUAGCGGAACUACAACAGCUUGGAAUCCAGCAUGUCGCUCAACUUCCAGAGCUGGUCAUGGUGGGUGACCAGUCAGCGGGCAAAUCUAGCUUGAUGUCAGGCCUUGCAGAACUUGAUCUCCCCCGCAGCGGUGGUGUUUGUACGCGUUGUCCCAUUCACAUACGACUCAGCCGCCACGACCGUUGGUCAUGCACAGUCUCAUUACAACAAGAUUACGAUUUCCGGCCACAUGGUCGGAUCAAGAAAACAGAUGUCACCCGAACCAACCCAUUUCCCCCCUGGGUACCCCAGCAUCGAGUAACCAAAGACUUCAAAACUCUUGAUUUUGAUGACCGCCAUGAAAUUGAGGAUGUCCUACGAUGGGCUCAAAUUGCGAUCCUUAAUCAUGACAGCCCAUCUCAGCUCUAUGUCCCGGGACAUGGCGCAUACACUAGAGAGCAUACCUUGCAAGAGGCUGCAGAAUGUACACGUGCGCAAUUCUCUCCCAACAUUGUGGCAUUGGAAAUGAGAGGGCCGAACUAUCCAGAUCUCAGCUUCUAUGAUCUGCCGGGAGUCUUCUCUACUCCUGCGCAAGAAGAAGACGAGUACCUUGUCAAGGUGGUUAAGAACCUCGCCAGCCACUAUAUCCGGAAGGAAUCAGCAAUUAUUCUUUGGGCUCUGCCCAUGAACAACGAUCCAGAGACUUCUAUCUCUCUGGGCCUAAUACGAGAGGCUCAGGCUCAACGAAGGACGAUCGGAGUGAUGACGAAAGCCGACAUGCUUCGUAUUGACGAUACACCGUCUUGGCUUGCGAUUCUCCGAGGUGACAAGCACUAUGUCGGUCAUGGAUACUUCAUUACUUCCCGGCCAACCUUGGAAAACAAUGAACCCCUGGAACGUCUUGCACAAUGGGAGGAGCAAUUCUUCAGCAAUAAUUAUGACGGGUGGCCGCGCGAGUUUGAACCAUUUAAAGAACGAUGUGGCGUUGACCUCUUGAAAGAGUUUUUGUCUAAGCGACUUGGCGAGGCGUUCUCACUGAGCUUACCGCACAUCGAGCAAAAGGUCAGAGAAGCUAAGCGUCAAAUCGAGUCUGAGCUUUCCGAACUUCCUGAAUUGCCGCGCAACGUCGAGUUCGAGGUCAAGCAGAGCUUGGAAAAGUUCAAGAAGGAGGUCAAGGAUGCCAUGGUGCUACAUGGGUUCCAGGCCCAAUGGAAUCUGCUCAACAAACAAUUCCAAGCAUGCAUCUUAGCGAUCAAGCCUACGUGUACGGUUAGGACCCAAGAACGACCACCUUACAGAGUCGACCCCACCGGAGCUGUGGAAAUUCUUUCGGAUUCUGAAUCUGUCGCGGCUGAUACCCCAUCAAGAAAACGUCCCCGCGCAAGUGACUCGACUAUUCGUGGCACGCCCAAGCGACCGCGUGCAGAACCUGCUGCCACUACGCCAGUUACUGUCAAACAGGAAAUCAUGCUUCCGAGACCGACACCAAGCAGUUUGCGGGCAACCCCAAUGCCUGACCCUCAGUCACCCUUCUCAAACUUUCACCAACUCGGCCGUCGAGGCCUCGACAUUCAGAACAUCCAGUCAGUCCUUGCAAACCGUAGGCGUGCUGGUAUGCCUGCAGACAUCAUUGGUCCAGGUGUCUACGACAUUUUAAUCAAUAAAGCCAUUGAGAAAUGGCUGCAGCCUCUCGAGCUAUACACUCAGCUGACAAUGAGUCUAUUUAAAUCCAUGCUCAGUAGAGCUCUCACCACGAGCAUGUCGAAGCUGUCGAAACGCCUUAUAUUUAACGAGUCGCAACAGUAUCUUGAAGAGUACAUCACUAGGAUGGAGGGACUCCAGACCGCUGCCAUCUUUGAUCUUUUUCAGGCCGAGACAUAUGAAAUGUACACCACUAAUGAGGAUGCAUUCAAACGUUAUCGUGCUGAAGAGCUAGAGAUCCUCACUCGUGCAAGGUCCAUAGAACGGCUGCGCGCUAUUGGCGUUAUCGGCCUCGAAUAUAGGACCCGGCCCUUGGAUCAGAUGACCGGCGAACAGAUUGCCCAGGAACGGGAGAUGAUCGCUAAGAACCUCCCGAAGCUCGGCGCGGACGAGUUCAGGAACGAAAUUGAAGUUGCUUCCGUUGUCCGAGGGUAUUACAUCCUGGCAGCUAUGCGACUCGUGGAAAGUGUCACCCUGAGUGUCAAAUCGAAGCUCUUCCGUGACGUUGCGUCGGACAACAUGCACACUUUCCUGGAGAGGAAGCUGGGUCUUGAUCAAGCUAAUGAUGACACUUUCAACCGUUUGAUGGAGGAAGACAGAGAUACUGCCAGCAAGCGCGAGCAGCUGAAGAGAGAACAGAGAAAGCUAGAGCUUGCCAUUGAAAAGAUUGGCAACCUUGAGCUAGGCGAGAACAGCAAUUUCAGUACCUCUACGGCAAUUGGCCACGAAUUUGAUGACGGUAUCGAUGAGGUGUAAUCAGGUGGGGUGUUGGUUUAUUGUCUGAUCUAUGUUCUUUUGUAACCGGAAAAGUGUAGGAACCUCCGUUGUUUUCUCUAUUAAGUAGGGUUUAAACAAUGCAUGGAUAUGGUUGACGUGUAGUGCUUCGGACUGGUUUUGCUGGAGUGGAAGCGAUUGUCAUGCGUUGCUUUUUUCAGAGGCACAUAUGUAUAUGUCUUAGGAUACCCCGAGCAAAGAAUUGUAUGGUUUUUUUGAUGA
Truncatella angustata is the source of this 3481-nucleotide messenger RNA. Its product is annotated as dynamin family protein. Gene Ontology annotation, cellular component: microtubule; cytoplasm; membrane. The record is from RefSeq and is a predicted model, not a curated record. NCBI's taxonomy places the organism in Eukaryota, Fungi, Ascomycota, Sordariomycetes, Amphisphaeriales, Sporocadaceae. Gene Ontology annotation, molecular function: GTP binding; microtubule binding; GTPase activity. The coding region runs from base 413 to 3241 and encodes 942 amino acids. The transcript has 5 exons.